Molecule: messenger RNA, 4642 nt
Organism: Anguilla rostrata (American eel)
Lineage: Eukaryota; Metazoa; Chordata; Actinopteri; Anguilliformes; Anguillidae
Gene: stx1a
Product: syntaxin 1A (brain)
Exons: 10
Coding region: 767-1837 (356 amino acids)
Biological process (GO): intracellular protein transport; exocytosis; synaptic vesicle fusion to presynaptic active zone membrane
Cellular component (GO): plasma membrane; endomembrane system; presynaptic active zone membrane
Molecular function (GO): SNAP receptor activity; SNARE binding
Source: RefSeq, a predicted model, not a curated record
AUGACGACAGAAGCAAGCGGUGGCCUCAGUGUGGGAGAAGCAUAUUGCGUGAAACACAACGUGCGUUGUAUGGUCGAUUAAUAGCAAUGUAACCGUUUGAUUCGCCACUUCUGUGGACCAUUGUAAUAAAAUCGUAAAGACAAAUAGUUAUGUUUUAAAAAUUGGUACGGUGUGUAGUCCACGUGUUAUUUAGCGCGUAGACAGAUAUUUUGUAAAUGUUGACAUUUGAGUUAAAACAAUUAUUUUAUAGUUCGGUGCCCUUUUAAACAAAUGUGAAGUAUCCCUGGGAAAAAUAAAUAAAUCGCGUUUUUGUUGAAAUGUACUGAAUGAAAUUAAAUCAGUCAUUCGCAGUCCCGACGCUCGCUUUAUGUCGGAACUGGAGACAACCUGCCAGAGCACCCGCAACAUUUUGAAACCAGAUUUUCAUAGCUGCUUAAUGCUUUUCUGAUAUGUGAGAAUGACGACUUGCUGCGUUGUUGCCCGGAUUUUGCUGAUUCGUUGAUUAUUUCAGCGCAGACCCAGGUGUUCGUUACUAACAGGGCUGAGACAGGUGAACCAACGGUCUGACGAUCGGUUCGCAAACACGACCCGGGCUGCUAUUCAAGUGUGCAACAAUUGCUUUUUGUCUGUGGAAAUGAAUGGAUUCCACGCUGUUUUCAAUUGCUGUCAUGAUAACUGACCAAAGACACAGGGGGAGGAUGACUACGCCAGUUAACGCGACGAAGCGGGCAAGGACAGUGAUGAAGAUGAAGAGGUGGCAGUCAGCAUGGACAAAGACCGCUUCAUGGAUGAGUUCUUUGAGCAGGUGGAGGAGAUGCGGGGGUACAUCGACGCCCUUGCUGAGAAGGUGGAGGAGGUGAAGCGGAAUCACAGCGCCAUCCUGGCCGCGCCCAACCCAGACGAAAAGACGAAGGCGGAACUGGAGGAGCUGAUGACCGAUAUUAAGAAGCUGGCUAAUAAAGUGCGCUCCAAAUUAAAGAGCAUACAGCACAGCAUUGAGCAAGAGGAGGGCCAGAACAGGUCAUCAGCCGACCUGAGAAUACGCAAAACACAGCAUUCCACUUUGUCUCGUAAAUUUGUGGAAGUGAUGUCAGAAUACAACGCCACCCAAUCAGACUACAGGGAGCGGUGUAAGGGGAGGAUCCAGCGCCAGCUUGAGAUCACUGGCAGGAACACCACCAAUGAGGAGUUGGAGAGCAUGCUGGAAAGUGACAACCCUGCUAUCUUUACCUCUGGGAUCAUCAUGGACUCCAACAUCAGUGAGCAGGCCAUGAACGAGAUCGAGACGCGGCACACCGAGAUCAUCAAGCUGGAGAACAGCAUCCGCGAGCUGCACGACAUGUUCAUGGACAUGGCCAUGCUGGUGGAGAGCCAGGGGGAGAUGAUCGAUCGUAUUGAGUACAAUGUGGAGCACUCGGUGGAUUACGUGGAGCGGGCGGUGUCCGACACUAAGAAGGCGGUAAAGUACCAGAGCAAAGCGCGGAGGAACAUCGGGAAAAUGCCACAGUUCUGCCUCGCUGCCAGGAUUCUGGAACGUCAGGCGCUGCUAGAAUUCCGGAAUGUCGGGCGCUGUCAGGAUUCUGGAACGUCGGGCGCUGCUAGAAUUCCGGAACAUCGGGCGCUGCCAGGAUUCUGGAACGUCGGGCGCUGCCAGGAUUCUGGAACGUCGGGCGCUGCCAGGAUUCUGGAAUGUCGGGCGCUGCCAGGAUUCCGGAACAUCAGCCACUGUCCGGAUUCUGGAGCAUUGGGCAGCAGAUGUGAUUCUGGACGUCAGAUGAAGAGAGGAUUCUGCUGCAACCGGAAGUCAACUGGCCACUUUCUUAUGCCGCUUUAUUAAAUAACUUUUAACCUUUAAAAAUUAUUUUUAUUUUUAUUUUUUAAAAGCUAUCUUGCAUUACAGGAUUAUUUUUACCCCCUCAGACUUGUGUGUGGCCUCCGGGUCGCAUUGGCUGCCCGUCCAUCUGUAACCACAUCUGUAAUGUAACCGGAAGGUUCCAUUACCCAUCUCCCUCAUGCUGGAAAAGGCACAAGAUUCGCAGAUGACCUCAUCUGUCUUCUGGGCCACAUGAAUUAUUGAAGAGAGCAACCCCCAUGCCAUGCCCCCACCCCCUCACUCACCCUCUCACCCACCAUCACCCAGACAUCACCCAGCCAGCGUAGACUAGGCAAUGCUGCCACCUUCUGGUUGGCAUAUGAAUUACUGCGCAGAACAAUGAGCUCAGGCAAUGACGGGUUUUACCCACCUACAGCAAUUAAUGAGAAAUCGCUGAUUGUCAAAAAUAGAAUGUUAAUAUACAGGAACAGUUCUUGCCAGGAAUGACACGUUCUUCAGAUAAUGGAAUAGUUUCCAGAUUGACAGCAUCUUUUCAGCAGUGCAUCGUUUUCUAGACAGAAUUACAUAAUACAACUGAAGAUAGAUUAAGGAUGGAUCUGUGAAAAGGUGAUCAAAAUUAUUUCCACCACCUGAAAAGCACAAUGGCUUCUCCUAAAUGCACUGUGUUGAGUCGUCUGUCUGGGUAAGAUUUCUCUGAGCCAAAUGGAGCACUCUAACAGGCCAAAGCCCAGUACCUGCUCCAGACGUACCUGACCCCUUAGAGUUUUAGGGUGAGUUCGGUUUAAUUUGGUCAUCUUGGGAAAUUAAUUUCAAUUCUAGUUUUAACUAACGUUAGAUAGAAUAGAUAGAACUGUGUGGCCAUGUCUCAGCGGCAGUGCUUUCUCAGAUUCAGCUCUGCAGUGGGGCUGCCGGUCACUGUCUCUGUCUGCUGGAUUUCCACCCCGCAGAAGAUGAUCUGCGUUGGGAUCUGCCUGGCUGUGGCGUUAGCCAUUCUCAUCAUUGCCCUCGCUGCCGGACUCAGCUAGCCGGCCACGGGCCAGCCUGCAAGACCACAGAAAUGUGGAAAAGGCAAAUCGAUCCGACGGGUGGAUCCUGCCUGGGUCCCUUUGCCCCUCCCCCCUACCCUUGAUUGGUCUUCGGAGGUGAUGACGUCAUGACACGUGUCCGCCCAUCCUGCUCUCGCCCAGUCAACGCAAGCAUUCAGCUGCAAUUAACGCUGCUGCUAAAGAGGUUUAACCAAAAACCCCACGGAAUGUGGGAGGAGCUUUGGAACUGGACGGAAUGUGGGAGGAGCUUUGGUGAUGAGGUCACCACACAGAAGGGCUGAAGAGACUCUCUCAGUCUCAAUGUACUGCACGUGUGUCUUUGGGAAGAGACUUGAGAUGUCUGUACCAUGCUUAUAGACAUGGCUGCUGUUCUCAAGGCCUCCAGAUGGUGAUUGCACAUUGAAAUGCCGCAUGUUGAGAUAUCUAUCCCACAUUGUAAUCUGUGGUCUACAGUGAUUAUGGAUAUAGGAGGUCAGUGUUAAUGGCAUGCAGAAGAAAUCCUUACCCAGUGUGCACUACUGCAGGAAGAUGUCCUGACUAAGUGCAAAGGAUUGCAGGAGGAAUUCUGCCCAAGUGUACAUUUUUGCAGGAGGAAUUCUGUGAGGAUUUUGGAAGAAUCGUGCUCGUUUCCAGUCCGCGUUUGUGCAGAGAAGCACGUGAUUUUCCUCUGCGUGUGUGUGUGUGUGUGUGUGUGUGUGUGUGUGCAUGCUUUCGUGUCCUCUACUGUGGAGCAGUUGUUGGCCUUGCUGCUGUUUGCUGAGAUUGCAAGUUAACAAAUUGCACAUGACUGUCCCAUUGUGCAUGCUUAAGUACACACACCAACAACCAAAAUGUGUAAAGAACCACACCUAAUACACAUUCGCAUCCUUUCAAAUAAUCAGUCCAUCAAAUACCAGCUGAUAAAACAAUGGGUCUUAGGCUGGUUUUUUUUCUCACACUCAAAAUAUGAAUUUCAGUAUGAGUAUAAAAGUCCAUUAAUAUUUGUUAAUAAUGUGUUAAAAUGUGCCUUUUCUCUCUGCUUCUCAUGCUGCCUGGAUAUUUUUGUUAAUUUUUAUUUUUCUGUUUAUUUAAUUGGAUCUUUUAUAUUUCUGUUAUACAGAAGAAAAUUAUGAUUAUUCUAUGCUGUGUGGUGUUGGGAAUUGUUAUUGCAUCUAGUGUUGGUGGAACUUUUGCUUGAGCGCACACACAAACAUACUGUACAAACAUGUACACAUGAACAUACAUGUACAUUAACGCACACGUAUGCACCCAUGCAUGCGCACACACUUUUUACACACACACACACACACACACACAUACAUACAUGCAGAUACACAUACACACAUACAGACUCUCACACAAUCACAUUCUCUCUCACGCACACACGCACACGCACACGCACACACACUCACACACACACACACUACUCACACACACACUCACACACACAAUCACAUACUCUCUCUCUCUCUCUCUCUCUCCCCCACACACACACACACACAAUUGCGCAUAUGCAGCAUAAUGUACUUAAGCACAAAGUGUGUUACGCAGAAUGAGGUCUGUUACAGAGAGGAAGUGAGGAGUCUGUGUUACGCAUGAGAUCCUGUUCUGUAAACGUGUGAUUCCACAAGUGUGUUUGCCUGAGUGUUGAACGUUGUAAUAUGACAGCUUUGAAAAUGUUUUCAAAGUUUUAUUUUUAUGGGGGUUGGGUGUUCUAAAAAAAAUGUAUGCUUUACAGUUGCAUUUCAACUUAACUCUUGCAAAAUAAAUAUUCUCUCUUUCA